AUGGAGAGAAGUUCAACAUGCAAUUUGUUUGCAGUUACAAAUGAGCUGCAAAAUCAUAGAACACAAAAACAUUCAAUACUCCCUCCUGGCUUUCCAAGAAAGGUAUUUGCGGAGGUUAUAGGGACAUAUUUAUUGGUGUUUGUGGGGAGUGGGAGUGCUGCUAUGAAUGCAAUAGAUGAAAACAAAGUAUCAAAAUUGGGAGCUUCACUAGCAGGUGGAUUCAUUGUUACUGUUAUGAUUUAUGCAAUUGGACACAUCUCUGGUGCACAUAUGAAUCCAGCUGUUUCCUUAGCAUUUGCCACCAUUAACCAUUUUCCUUGGAAACAGGUUCCAUUUUACAUAACAGCUCAACUCACAGGAGCAAUUUCUGCUUCAUACACACUUAGAGCAUUGCUAGAACCAUCAAAGCAGUUAGGUGCAACAUCACCUUCUGGAUCAAACAUUCAAGCACUAAUCAUUGAAAUUGUCACCACUUUCACCAUGGUGUUCAUCUCCGCCGCAGUCGCCACCGACUCAAAAGCCAAAGGAGAGCUUGCUGGAGUAGCAGUAGGUUCAUCUGUUUGCAUAGCAAGCAUUGUUGCUGGACCGAUUUCCGGGGGAUCAAUGAAUCCAGCAAGGACAUUAGGUCCUGCAAUUGCUUCUGCAUCUUACAAGGGAAUUUGGGUUUAUAUGGUUGGACCAAUUACUGGUGCACUUUUAGGUGCAUGGUGUUAUGUUGUGAUUCAAGAGAGAGAUCACAAACAAGAUAUUGUAACUUUACAAUCUCCUAUUUCACUCAAGAUACACCAUGAGAUGAGUGGGAUUGAGCUAUAG
Molecule: messenger RNA, 813 nt
Organism: Lathyrus sativus (Indian pea)
Lineage: Eukaryota; Viridiplantae; Streptophyta; Magnoliopsida; Fabales; Fabaceae
Source: the annotation of a GenBank genome assembly